This is a messenger RNA of Cheilinus undulatus (humphead wrasse), 5199 nucleotides long. RefSeq names its product KN motif and ankyrin repeat domains 1a (gene kank1a). Gene Ontology annotation, cellular component: cytoplasm; cytoskeleton. The coding region runs from base 269 to 4294 and encodes 1341 amino acids. Gene Ontology annotation, biological process: negative regulation of actin filament polymerization. Lineage: Eukaryota; Metazoa; Chordata; Actinopteri; Labriformes; Labridae. The record is from RefSeq and is a predicted model, not a curated record. The transcript is spliced from 12 exons. Gene Ontology annotation, molecular function: protein binding.
GACUGCUGGUGUUGCAGACGGGACGUGUCGUGUGCUACGGAGGGUUAAAGUAAAGUUUUGCGUUGAGUUACUACCUUAUCUGGGCUAUUUGUCUUCCAAGAAUUCCACUAAAAGGACGAUAAUUUGAUAUAACCGAGGGAAGAAGUUGCACCAAACAGAGAGAGACACUUGGCAUUGGUUUGCAGGUUGCAUGGUUGUCUGGACUUGAUGCAUGGCAGUUGCAUGACCGCAGUAGGCCUUGUGGGACUGAGAGCACACAGCUGCAGCCAUGGCUCAAACCAUGCACAUGAACGGCAAUGGCCCAGAAAAAGGGCAAAGAUGUUCAAGCACAGGAGACGAGAAGGACUCUGUGGCGCCCUACUAUGUUGAAACUCCCUACGGUUAUCAGCUGGACCUGGACUUUCUCAAAUAUGUCGAUGACAUUGAGAGGGGCAACACCAUCAAAAAGCUGAGUAUUCAGAGGAAACCCAAACUGGCCAAACCCUUGUCUCUGCCGCGGGGCAGCACUGGCGGGGGAAGUGCUCUGGCUGAAUGGACCUCCACAGACUCCUUGUCCUCCUCCAACAGCGACGGCAAGCAGUCCCCGGUCUUCUUCAGCUCCAGGCCCCAGGUCUCUGCACCUUUGACUCCCACCCUCCCCAGGGCAACCAGUGAAGUCCCACUGCAGCAGACCUAUCUGAACAUCACGGAGCAGAAACAGCUACUGCCACCUCCUUCGCCAAGGUUUGUCCCCCGUCACAACCCACAAGUGGAGAGGACCCUCAUGGAGACGCGUUUUCGGCUUGAACAGGAGCGUCUGCUCAUGCAGCCGCACGGCGAGCCGCCCAUGCCUCGUCGCCGUCUUGCCAGCUUUGGUGGCAUGGGCUCCAGCAGCUCACUGUCCUCUUACUCAGGCUCCAUGGGCCCUAGCCAGAUAUCUCCAAGCACCCAUCCUCCUCCCCCCAUCAAUGGUCACCUCCCUAAUGGAGAGUAUAACCCUUACUACCCGCCAUCCAUGGGCAGCUCCAUCCGUCACAGCCCCAUGAGCUCCGGCAUGGCAACACCCGUCACAAAUGUCAGCCCAUUACACCUUCAACAAAUCCGGGAGCAGAUGGUUGUGGCCCUGAAGAGGCUGAAAGAGUUAGAGGAGCAGGUGAAAACCAUUCCUAUCUUACAGGUUAAGAUUGCUGUUCUCCAGGAAGAGAAAAGACAAUUGGCUGCUCAGUCCAAAAAUCAAGGUCCUGGUGGCUUCCGCAAGCGCUCCUACAGUGUAGGCAGUGCAGACCAAAUGGAGAACCAAGCCCCCAUCCAAAAAGAGACAGAGCUUCACAUCAUGGAGCCUGAGGCCCAGGAACAGAGUGCUCAGCGGCUGGAGGAGUUCAGACGUCUGGCUGCUGAGGUCCAAGCUCUGGAGAAGACUUCCAUGGAUAAUAAUGUUAAUGAAAAUCAGCCUCAUAAAAUCACACAAAACCAGGCCCACCAAAAGUCCAUUGGCAUAGUAACUGAUGAGAACAUGAACAACCUCCCUGCUAGUCAGAGGAAGUUAACAAAUGAACACUGUUCCCGGGAUGCAGGAGUAAUAACAGACCAACGGGAAGUGCGUAGCGCUGCGGUUGGUGUGACUGAGGCCAUGCUGGGAAUGACCACUGAGGCGGAGAAGGAGAUUGAGUUCCAGCAGCAGACCAUCGAAGCCCUGAAGGAGAAGAUCUACCGGCUGGAGGUGCAGCUGAAAGAAAGCACUCACCAAAUCGAGAUGGGAAAGCUGAAGCUUGAGCUUCAAGCUGCUGGAGGGUCAAAUAAGAAAAAGGCGGACAAAGGUCUGAUGGCUCGGCCUGAAAUGUACAAUGCCUGUGUGGAGGCUAAAGUCCAGACACGCAGCCAGGGUGUGGGAGACCAUCUGGACCUCAGCACAGCUAAAACACCACAAACCCACACUAUUGGAGUUUCCUGUCAGCCCUGUGUGCAGAGUGUGUCCUCUGGCCCAGAUAUCCCGAUGGACCGAUGGGUGGUGCACGAGCGUAAGGAGGUAAAUGACCAGUGUGUAGGGAGACAGGUGGAGAUGUGCCACCAGCAGGUAGGCGUGGAGCUGAAUGUUUGUGAGGUUGGAAUUAACACAGAGGAAUCAGUCGAUAACUUAGCUCUCUGUAAAGCCAUGACAGAGCAGAGCAAAGAGUCAAGAACAGUCGGCUGUGGAGAUUGUUCUGUGGAUGUAGUAGUCAGUCCCAAAAAGACGCUGGUGACACGAGGAACUAACCCAGAUGUUGUCAGUAAAGUGGACUUUGGUGCCAUGGCUGCUCCUGAGUCAGCCAGUCAGCAGACAAACACUGAAAUUGAGGUUAUGAAUAGAUCUACCAACACAAAGACGGUUGUGCUGACUGACUCUUCCACUGAUAUGAUGUUGGCUACUUGUGACAAGCAAACCAACACAGUUGUGACUGAAACCAGGACAGUCGCUGCAGGAGAAGGACUUGUCAAAGAUGUUCAUGCAACAGCAAAGACUCGUUCGAUUGCUGUUGGAACAGAUGCAGAGUCAUUCCUUAGCAAAUCAAGCUCUACGAAAACCAAAGAAUGCGGGGUGGGGCCAUUUAGCAUCCACGAAAACUUCUUGGUUGGAAAAAAAACCAGGAACAUUGCAUGUGGCCCCUCCCAGCCCACUGACUCUGUCAUAAGCUGCAGCAAAAAGACUGUGGAGACCGAAACCAAGACUGGGGCUGCCCCAUUGCAAGCUCAGGCCCAGGGGGGAGCCGGACUGGACCAUUACAUCGAGAGGGUGCAGAAGCUACUGCAGGAGCAGCAAAUGUUACUUGCAGAGAACUACAGCGAGCUUGCAGAUGCUUUUGGUCAGCCCCAGUCCCAGUUUGGAUCCAUUAACAGUCAGCUUGUCAGCACACUCUCGUCCAUUAACACUGUGAUGAAGUACGGCAGCGUGGAGGACAUCCUGAAGCUGCAGUCAGACGCUGAGAACUCAAACAAAGAGGGCUCUCAGCAGGCCUGUGUCCAGUCACUGUCCGUUCAGAUGGAUCAGGCACAGAUGGAGAAGAUCUCAUUGGGCCUGACGUCUGCAGAAAAGCCUGCCAACACACCUGCACAGCAGCAGCAGAUCAGUGCAGCAGAGCAGAAGAGCCGAAUGGACCUGCAGAUGUCUACAGCACUACAUGGGCAGCCGUGCAGCCAGAGCACGCUGAAAUCCAUCAUGAAGAAGAAAGAUGGCCGAGCUGAAUCCAACGGCACUAAGAAGAACCUGCAGUUUGUUGGGGUGAAUGGAGGCUAUGAGACUACAUCGAGUGACGACUCCAGCUCGGAGGACAGCAGCUCCUCUGGGUCAGACGAGGAAGAAGAGGAUGAGGAGAAGGAGGAGCACCAAGGAAAGAGGGAAUACAAGAACGUGGAGGGAGGGAGCAGCAGGGAGGAGUUCCAGCCUGAGGGAGACGAGGAUGUGGAUAAGAAGGAUGAAGAGGAAAGUUCAGGGAAGCAGGAGAAGAGAGAGAGGUGCGCUACUGAGUAUGAACUGAGUGAGAAGAUGUUAGCAGCAUGCAGUGUUCUCAAGAAUCACCUCAGUGACCCGAAAGCUGUGAGCAGUAAAGAUGUGAGAGCAUGUCUGAACACGGUGCAGCACGAGUGGUUCCGUGUGUCCAGUCAGAAGGCGGCGUCUGCAGCCAUGGUAGAAGACUACCUGGGAGGAUUUGGGGCUGUCUCCCCAGCCGUACUGCGCCAUAUUGUGAAUAUGGCAGAUGGAAAUGGUAACACAGCGCUGCACUACAGCGUGUCGCACUCCAACUUCCAGGUUGUGAAGAAGCUGCUUGAUGCAGAUGUGUGCAAUGUGAACCAGCAGAAUAAGGCAGGAUACACGCCCAUCAUGCUGGCAGCGUUGGCUGCCGUGGAGACGCCAAAGGACAUGCACAUUGUGGAGGAGCUCUUUAGUAAAGGAGACGUAAACGCUCGAGCCAGCCAGGCUGGCCAGACGGGGCUGAUGCUGGCGGUCAGUCAUGGCAGGAUGGACAUGGUUCGGGCUCUGCUGGGUCAUGGUGCCGAUGUCAACAUCCAGGAUGAUGAGGGCUCCACUGCACUGAUGUGUGCCAGCGAACACGGCCAUGUGGAGAUUGUUAAACUGCUACUGGCUCAGCCGGGCUGUGAUGCCACGCUGAGUGACAGUGAUGAGAGUAACGCCCUGUCCAUUGCUCUGGAAGCAGGACAUAAGGACAUCGCUGUACUGCUUUAUGCACACGUCAACUUCUCCAAAGCCCAGUCACCGGGGACCCCUCGACUCGGCAGGAAGACAUCACCGAGCCCCACACGGAGGAGUAUGUUCGAUUAGAGGCCCUGCCUCCCCCAACAAACCCUGUGCUGCUAUUGGUUUAUGUUGUACGAAGCCUUACCCCGAGCUGGAAGAGGGACUGAAUCCAAAACAACCAACCAAUGAGAUUUCUGGAAACAAUUUUAAAUUGACAAAUACGCACCGAAGCCCAAAGUGCCCUUUAACGUGAAUGUAACCAGCCGGUGCCUUGAGUCCCAUCAGAAAUUUUUCUACACACUGACAAGGACUCAAGUUCAACUACAUACCGCCUUUUUUCACUUUUUUUUUUUUUUUUUCAUUUUUGUUUUUAUUUUCUUGUUUCCAUUACAAAUUGACAACUUUUUUUUAAUUCCUGAAGCUCAAUGUUGAUCAUUCAUGAGCACCAAAACAUCAUUAUUUUGAUUUAUUUUUUAUUCUAAGCUUAUCAGAGUAGACAGAUGGAGAUAAUCCACCCACAUGUUAGAGGAAGUAUUUCCUGUAAUUAUAUCGCUCACCUCAGUAUCACAUGUGCACAUCUCCUCAGCACAUGUUUAGCUCAUGUGGAUGAAUACAUCAAAGAGUAGAUGUGGUGACCUAGACUGGAGAAAUUGUACUUUUAUAUAAAUCCUUUGUAUCUAUUUAAAAAGAAGAAUCACAGUAUUUUGAAUAUUUCCUCUUACUACAUAACAACCCAUGAAGUUAUAUAUUUAUCAAAGUAUUGUUUUUAAUGCAGAUUUAUGUAUUUCAUUGUACAUACGCUGGUCAGUAGAGUUUAGUUUUUCUCUUUUUUGUCUUUGUGUCCCGUUUCUGUCUCUCAUGUGUAAGAUAAACCGUCUGUCCUACUCUAGUGUUCAUCAAGGUGCUGACUUUCAUCCUCCAAUGAGAAUUGAAGUGCCUGAGACUUUGCCAUAUAACAAUAAACAUCAAUAAAAGAAUAUGCAACAGCA